AGUUAAAGAAAAUGAAGGAAUGGAUUGGUUUUCCAUCGUUUAUUAAGAAUCCUGUCAAGCUGAACAAAUUUUAUGAAAAUGUAAGUUUUUAAUCUUUAGUCUCACAUCAGAUACAGUAUGUACGUUAUACUGUACAGUGUAUGAUGUCCGCAUAGCGAAAACAAGUCAGAAUUAAAUAUGUUAUCUAUCAUGUGUUUUAGGUUCAGGUCAAUCAAUAUACUGUUUUGCAAAAUACACUAAGUAUUUUCAAAGAUCAAGUUCUGAAGAAAAUAAAUAAACUAGGAAAGCCUCCAGACAAUAGCAGGUAUUCCACCCAAAGGAAAUGUAAUUGAUUGUGUUCAUUGUUGAUGUCUGCUAAAGCAACAUUAAUUACAAGGGGGAUCUACCGUGUGGUUUCUAUCACCCCCCAGAGAAGUGCAGCACCACCCUAAAAAUAAGCUUGACUAUAGUUUCUACUUUUCGAACAACGAUUAGAGGAACUUCUAUUGUUAGUGCUUGUCGAUUUCUUGGAACGAUUUAAUUAAUUUGCGAGCUCAUGAGAAAAUACUCAGAGUGGUCUAGUUAAAUUUAUGCCAUAUUUACAAAAAUACUGUACGUUAACAAGCAAAUUUACUGCAACUGUCCAUUCACGCAUGCCUGGUAAAAGUCCGAUAUAAACUUUAUAAAGAAAAGAUAAUGUAAAACAUAACAGAACGGCGAACAUGCAGAUUCGGCCAUCUCAAUAUGGUAGUACUACAUAGUCGUAGGAUAGUAGCGUUGCAGACUGCGGAAGAGAAUGGGCAGUUAGGCUCCCUCAUGCACCACUCCAUGGAAAACCUGCACCCUUCUUUGCAGACAAGGCUACAAUCUUUGCCAGAAACUAUGGGACAGCUGCCACGUUCCCCCAGUUCAAUGUUGGGCCAACAAAAAUCUGAUGUCUGGAUGCACGGCGCCAACAUUGAAACGGGUGGGGGGAGGGAGGGUGGAAAAAAUGUAUCAGGCAAUGGUAUAUUACAACCGAAUGCAUGUGAAAACUAGAUUGUCCCAAUGUAUAUUGUCAAAGAUUGUAGAUCUGCCCUUGGUCAGGGAACAGUUUCCUUCUUUACAGCAAUAUAUUCUAGAAUUGAGUAUCGCGUUCUUAACUUCAAUCAAUAAGUCGAUGAAUAACUCCAUCGCUAAAUAAAUCAGUAAAUCAUAGGCGGAUCUACUGCCGGGGAAGAACGGCGGUGCGUCCCCUCCCCCUAUUGCUGUCCAGCUCCGCUUAAUGGUGCAGUCCAACGCCCCCUUGAAGAGAAACCUGUGGUAUUCCAUAUUAACUUUAGAUUUCCCGCUUUGAAACGAUUGAAUAAUUUUGAGUAGGCGUUAUGCCAUGCAUACGAUCACUAUCGUACGUACUUCAUGUUAGGACUAUACACUACGUAUCCGCAUCAGAUGCGUGAUCAUGUCGCAAAAGUUGAUAUGUUGCUGUUUCAUGAUGAUUUCAACAAAACUAGAAAAUACAUGCAUGCAGAAACCCUCGCCUUCUGACAAAACCAUUGUAUUUUCCGAACAAGAAGUAUUUAAAGUAGUUGUCAUGGUAACACGAUAAUUUUUUAGGAAUAUUUUACAAAUGAAAAAUCCCCUAAAAAUAUCACUUUAAUUACAAAAUUACAAAUUUCCCAAACAUAUUUGUUAGGUUAUGUUAUGUUAUUAUACGUAAUAUAAGCUUCAAUUUAAGGUAAAAUUCAAUCACAAACGCUUCGCAAAACGUUUUAAAGUGUUCUUUAUAUUAAAACUAAACUGCCUUUUGGCUUUAUCGAUAAACUUUGAGUUUGAAAUAAAAUGAUUUCAACUUCUCGCAUGCAAAUAACUUUGCUUUCUUUUUUAUUUCAAAAAUUUAAUAUAAUAAAAAAGGGUAGUCAAUAAAGUAUACACUAAAAUUAUAUAUGCCGUCUUGUUUCCUUUAAUAUACGGCUUUUAAGGCAAUUAUAAAGCAAACAAUACAUUAAUAUUUAAAACAAACUUACCUUCGUUAACAUGGGCGCCUUUGCUCCCUUGUUUUAGCCGAUUCUUUCGCCCUCUUGAAAACAUAAAAAUUUUUAACAUCAGCAUUAUUUUGGAGCGCUCUCAAAAAGUGUUAUAAACAACAUUAUAUGUAAAAAUGCUUGGUAAUGCUUGGUAAAAAUCAAAACGGGACUGUUUAACUGUCAUAAACAAGAAUUUAGAGAUUUUGUUUCAAACUCGCUCUAUUUUAGCAUUUUGAUUUUUUGCUCCCCAAUGGGCGCGUUCCCUUUCUUUGACUGAAUUAAGUUUACAAUGCCCCCUCUAGUGUUAUUUAUAAUCUCUAUGUCUCCAUCCCCCUCUGGUAAACCUCUACCCCUUCUAGGAAACGAGGCCAGACCCGUCCUUCAAUUAAUAAUGAAUCAACAAAUCAAUUCAAUAAAAAUAUUUCAAUUUUCAACCAAUACCAUUUACAUAAUUUAGUAACAAUGCAACUAUAUACAUUACUCAAAACUGGUUUAUAUUAAUAUCAGCGGCAAGGAGUCAUCCAGCGACCAUAGGACUUAGGCGUAAAAAAAUACCCUAUUUUUUCUGCCGACCCUAUUAUUUUUUCAACGCGAUUGACUGUGCGACCCUAUUCUCUCCGAGUGGUUGCGGGCUGCUGCCAAAAUGGCGUCUGUUGUCACACUAAUUAUUGAAAAAAAAAACAUGAAAAAAUUAUUCAAAAAAAAUAUUUCCGACCUACCGACCCUAAUUUUUUCGCGAUAUGAAACCGGAACCACAAGUAUUUUUUUACGCCUUAUGAAUAGGAUGUCUCCUUUGAGCCGUUAAUUAAAUACGUGAAUAUUAAAAGUGAGAUAACUCAGACAGCAAUAACAGUGAACGUAAUCAUAAAUGUAUGACUCAAUUAAGUAAGUAUAAAGUAUUUCAGUAUGUCUCAGUGUUUGCAACAGUACCAGUAAGGGAAUUCAGUAUACCAAUAAGUAGAAACACCUUCUAUGUGUACAAAUGCCUUCUUUUAAGACAUCUUUGUAUUUUCUAUACAGAUUUUUAUUACCACCUCUUACAGUCAAUGCAUUGUAUAAUCCUUUGACAAACGCCAUGGGUAAGUCUAGCAUUACCUUUAAAUAAAUCCUCUUUACUAAUUAUUUUCUUCGUGCUCUUCGCCCUCCUUCUAUCAUUCAUUACCUACCUAUCUACCUAUCUACCUUACGUAUCAAUCAUAGAUAUAUUAUAUACACUAGAUAGUGCAUGCAACUAAUUAUUCUGCAAUUCAAAAAUUGAAACCGUGAUUGCAGUUUCAGGAUAUUCCCAUGAAAUGAGAAUAUUUACAUGUUUUCUAUUUUAUAACAGGGAACUUAAACAUUAAGUUAAACAUAUUCCAAAUACAUUUUUAAACUAUUCAAAUGAUGAAAGUUGUUGUCUUUUAAGCGUUUAUUAGCCAGUGGGAACUACCAACAUGGCCGCUAUCUAUUCAAAUGGGGGUAACCGCUGGAAUAUUCUUGGCUUCAAUUUCACUAAAAGAGAUGCGCUAUCUAGUGUAUAUAAGAUAUCUAUGGUAUCAACGGGCUGCCCACUUCAUUCAUUUUAUUUUCAUGGGCUUUUUCAUAUGUGUGUUGACCAAAUUUUUAUUGCUUAUCUUGCAGCUAUCUUGGCAGGAAUAUUACAACCACCUUUCUACAAAGACGACAGGCUGAAGUAAAUGAUUCUGUUUUGUUUUGUGUGUGUCACUAGAAGACUGCGCAGCUCAUAACUAUUGCUUUUGUGAAUUUCAGAGCGUUGAAUUAUGGUUCUCUUGGUAUGAUCGUAGGACAUGAAAUGACACAUGGCUUUGACAAUAUAGGUAGGAUGAUACAAUUAAGCGCCAAACUUAAAAAAAAACUUGAAAACUUAAAUUAAUUUUUUGUGUCAUUCAAACGAGUGAGUAAAUGAUCUAUUCGCAUGUGUUGCAUGCAUCCAUGUAAGUGAUAGAUACUGAACUUGCUAAUUCUGUUUAGUAUAUAAUUUCGGUAUUGAAAAAUGACCUUUAAGCAUCUCACUGGCUUCCUUUGUAAAGUUUGUAAAGCAUCACCCAAAAAAAUGGUUGAAAAUCAGACGGAAGUGAAUUAUUUAUACAAAUUAUAUUCAUAAAAUAAACGCGUGUAUUAGUCCCCGGGCCAACGGCGCGGAGCGCAAUGGCGAGGGUACUAAUUCCGCCCGGCUAUUUACACCCGGGUAAAGGAACUCACUAGCGACAGUGAACUCUACUAUAUACUGGAACGAUAAGAGUAAAUAGGAGAUAGCGUGGGUAAAUAAAAUUUUUCUAUCUAUCUACAAUCAUACCGAAUGGAAUGUCCAGUGACAGGCACCAUUUAAACAAGUUGAUCCUUGUUCAAAAAUCAAUAGUUAUAAGAAAUAAAAGUAAAAUAAGAGUAAAAUAAUACAAUACUUAUCUUUUAAUUAAUGAUUUGUCGGCUUCAGUCCACUAAUAUAGCCCAAACUGAACCAUCCUCGUUCCCUGGGCUUCUGGGCUGCCUCGCAUUUCAAGUAAAAAUCCGAAAUUUCUUGGCCUUUGAAUGAUUGAAUCCACACUUGUGAAAAUAUAUUAACACGCUUUCUCUUGCUCCGACUCCUGGUGACAAGCCCACGCAAAAAUUAUGCGUGUUUUAUACCUACAAAACGAGCUUCAGGCAAGUAUGGGCAUGUUUAUUAGCAGUUAAAAACUCAAUAAUUCAGGAGGAAAACACAAAGAAAAAUCAUAAGCGUGUCGUGGUUUUAUAUGUGAUAAAAAAUCAUGUUAAUUUACAUAAACUUUAGCUUUGACUUUCUCGGUUUAGACAAAGUUUAUUUUAAAAAUUACUUCGCUAAUGUACUCAUCAGAAGAUGGGUCGUUUUUUAAGCCAUUUAAAGCACUCGUAGUCGUGUUUUACCACAUAUAAAACACUCCGCUACGCGUCGUGUUUUAUAUGUGAUAAAACACUCCUACUCGUGCUUUAAAUAGUACUUAUCAUUCCUGUAUAUAGUAGAGUUCACUGACUAGCGAAGUCUAAAGUUCAUCAAAUAUCGCGGGCGCAUGGUCUAUGGGUGGUCAUCCAACUGAUCUCAAAAUAUCGCUGUUUGCCAGGAGUGAAGAAGAGAAAAAUAUAAAAAAUACAUGUAAGAAAGCUUGGAAAAUCGUUUCACAUAACCAAUUCUAAAACUUUCUUUCAUUUUUUAAACGAAACAUUUAUAAGAAUUGAUUUAGUAUGAGAAAUCCUAAAAUACAGCCUGGGGCAGUUUGUUUCAACUAUUUAUGUAUGAUUUUGUAUUAUUAUGGACUUUGUUCUUGUUGUUCAAAUCUUUCCUAUGCGUUGUAUGCGAAAGUUUCUUAAUUAAAUUAACUUUUGUAGAAGUUCAUGAUAAAAAGGAAAGCAAAUUAUUUUUAUGCGGGGUAGGGGGGUAAAUAGGUUUUCGGAUUUCACAGAAAAAAUUGUUCGGAUUUCGGAUCUGGCAUGGCGAAUAUUUUACACGGAUUUGCGAAUCUUAUUAAUACAGCGGAUUGCGGAUUUUUCUAAUAUUUUGGUUCAGAUUGUGGAUUUAGCUUGUAAUUUAGUUCGGAUCCUGGAUUGUGAUUUCAUAGUAGAACUUUUAGCGGAUUCAAAUUUAGACAAGACCAUUGUCGGAUUGCGGAUUUUGCUUCAAAUUUGGACGGAUCGGCGGAUUUGUAUACCCCUAUUCACCCCUCCCCCCUUUAUUAGCGUCUUGUACGAAUUAAAUUUAUUUCAUUUCAAAGUGCGAGUAUUCAAUAUUAAAGUUGAAGCUCAAGUUGAAGAGUUUAUAAAUAUCGGCAAAAAGCAGUUAAUUUCAAUUCACAUUUAAAAACGUUUUACGUACAGUUUCGUAUUGAAUUUUACAUUAAAAUAAAGCCUACAGAAAACAAAAUAAUGUAUUUACUUUAUAUAUUUUAUAAAUUGAUAGUUCUGUAUUUAAAAGUGUUCAAGUUCCAUUUAUUUUUUACAGGUUUGUACAAAAAAUUAAAAAAACAAUUGUCGUCUUGCCAUGACUAACAUGACGCGAGCCUACGUUCAGUGUUGGCAUAAUUACGAAUACUUCAUGUUGAAACAAUAUUUGGAAACAUAGGCGAGAGGUUGUUGUAUGCAUGUAUUUCUAGUUUUAUUUAUAAACAAAACUUUUUCAAUACUGAAAUUAUACUAAAACAAUUAGUCGCCUCAGGCUCGGUGAUUACAAGCCUAUAUUCAAUUUGCCUUCGCCUCAGUGAAUAUAGGCUUGUAAUCAACUCACCUCGGCGUCUAAUUGUUAAAUAAUGUUUUCACGUAAUUAUAUUAAUAAUAACAGUUGUAGUAUGGUUUAAUUUAUCGCCCAAUUUGGAAAAACAAACAUUCGUAAAUCUUUCAAAUGACACUAAUCCUUCGGACUUUGAUUGUUCUUGAAAAACUUGUUCGUACAUACCUUUUUCAAAUUGCACGCGGAACGACACUAUAACCUAUACAUACUAUAGCCAUUCUGUAAACAUCACAAACAGGAAGUCAGUUUGAUGAGAACGGAAAUGCUCGUCAAUGGUGGACCAAGAAAUCACGCGAAAAUUUUGUGAAGCGGGCAACAUGUUUGGUUGAAGAGUACAACAAAGUUAAAAUAUUUGGCUAUAAGGUUUGUGAUUUCUGAUCAGUUUCAUCAUUCAUUCCAAUAAUCUUCUAUUUUUAAAGCUUUAGAGCAUGUCAAUAACCGGCAAACACGCCUGAGUGUAGAGAUUUUCAUGCGUUUGUUUUUGGAUAUUCUCUCUGAAAUUAAAAGCGGACAUUUUGUUGCAUGGAUUUUAUUCACGUCUUUAAUACACAAAGCUUUGAAACGGUUUAACGUCGCUUUUUACUAAUUUUUUUACGCUUUCUGUUCAGUACUUUAUUCCUUGAAUUUUCUGAUUAAUUGGCGUUGAAAUUACUUGAAAAGUCUUUGAAUUUCACUUUUCCGAACCUGUACCAACCCUGUUAUAUAACCACAACAUAAUAAUGCACACUGCGUUUUUUAGGUGGAUGGCAAGAAGACAUUAUCAGAAAACAUUGCUGAUAACGGAGGUUUGAAGUAUGCUUUUAAGGUAAAUGGAAUUUGCGAAAGGUUGGGGAAGAAAUGUUUGGGUGCAUAGGGAUUUAAUGCUGCUGAUUUUUUUAUUCGGGAAAAGUAGAUGUUUUAAAGGGAAAUAGAAAAAAAUUAAGUUUCUCUCAUUUGGAAGAGAGAUUCAACAUUAUUCAAAACCUUUUACAGAUUUUCUAUAUCGUAUAAAAUAUAUUACCCUUCAUUUCGCGAGUUCGAUUCCCACCGUGGCCAAGCUAACUUUUUAGCUUGCCCGGUGUGCAUGCACACUCAGAGUAACAUCACAAACACCAUAUUCACCUGAGUACAUAACACCAACACACACAGAAAAUAAUCAAACAAAAUCGUUAUGCAUACCGCCAUAUUGGAUAUGCAUGUACUCAUCGUCGGAUAUGCGCGACAUUACAUGGCCAUUUUAAUGAUAAAUAUUUUUUACUAUAGUUGCUUAUUUUAAAUAAAGCACAAACUAUGUAUAAUCUUUCCACUGAUAUUAUUUUUUUUUAAAUGUCGAUCUGCUCUGGACCCGGGUUGUGACCUCAUUUAAUUAGAUCUAAUUAUAAAAAGAGAUGGCCGAUGGCUAAGAUAGUUUCGAGGAAUUUGUAAAAAGGAUUUGUAUAAAUAAUCUGAGCAUUCUGUCAAAUUGUGGCAAACAUAAUCAGGGCCGUAACCAGAUGCGAUAUAUAAUUGCGGGGGGUGCAUAUUCAUAUAUUGAUUUCUUUUAAAAGCGAUUGUUUUUAUGGUAUGUGAACAUGAAUAUAUUAGUAUGCACCGCGCGUCCAGUUUAAUACGGCCGUGGACACAAUUUUGUGUUGCCAUUUUCAGGACAUUAAUUGCGACCGAUUGUCGAGGCAUUCAACGAGUUUUGUCGCAAAGUUGAUAUCGAAAUUCCUUCGAGAAAAAUUCAGAAGUUUAAAUCAACGAACAAGAACACUGUUUUAACAGUAUAACCUUGCAAACCCCUGUGAGCUCUGUAUAUAUCUUAAGUGAAGACUCACGUCAAAUGGCGUUUGUCAAAAAAUUGAUAUCAAAUGCCAGCCCAUUUUUAUGCAGAGUGUAGCUAAAUUUCGUGUUUUGACUUCAUUGGGUCAUUCAAUUUAUUAUCCGCACCGUUGUGAAUGAGUCCUGUUUAAUUUCUCCUGUAAGGAUCAGACGUCCGAGAAGUACUCUGUAGUAAGUAUCUAAACCCAAGGAAUAUGGAUUUUUCCCCAAAAUUAUUUACCAUUUGCUAUCUGCACCCCCCGUACGGAUGAGCUUUUGUCAAAAUUUUACCUGAUUCCUACAGGAAUCGGAUAAUCUAUAGUUGAAAGUCGGGAGGGGGGGAGGUGUUACUAAAAAGUGACCUAUUGAAAUCAGCCUUUCGACAUACUUAGUGCGGGAAUAUAACCAUUAUGCCAAAAAAGUCCCGUAAGAAUCGGAUUAUCCAUUGGGGGGGGGGAUCGUAUAUUAAAUGAAACGACCCUUUGAAGAAUAAUAUUAUGGUUACCUAGUCCGUCAAGUUAAUCGGAUAGUAAAAUGUUUGCAAAGGAGAGAUCAUUAACCUGUAAUUUGGCUACACACUGCACCAAUAACAUUUAUCUAUCGUCUUUUUGGUAGGCAUAUCAAAAAUGGCGUGAUAUACAUGGCAAUGAAGAAAAGUUACCAGCUCUUCCUUUUAAUAAUGAUCAACUUUUCUUCAUUGGGUUUGCUCAGGUACGUAUGUUCUGAUAUAUACUCGUACGAACGAAAUCAUCACUUUCAUUUGCUCCUGGUGUUUGUGAGACCGAUUCAUAGCCAGCAAUUACAUGAAAAUACGUCAAUACGAGUAUUAUAUAAAUUAAAAUGCAUGCAGGAUGGGAGUAACUUAAACCAACCCAAUUUUACACUGUCUCUAAAGGUGUAUCACUCCAAAAAUUACUACGAGAUUUUAGGGUUGUGCAGGGGGGGGGGGGGAUAAGAGAGAGUCUGGGCUGAGUAAUUUCUGAGAGCUUUUAAAUUAUAGCUGAAUAACUGUGUACAAAGCUGUGACAAUAAUUUUCAACCAAGAAAUCAUUAAUUGGUAGGCUAAAUAUUAAGCUAUAUUUUUCAUGAGAUUCAAGGCAAAAAAGUAUCCAUCGCUGUUCUGUUCUGUCUUAUUAUCCUUUCAAUAUUUUUCCUUGUAUAUAGUUAUGGUGUGCCAAAUAUACAAAAGAAGGCGCUAGAAAUUUGAUGGAUGUGAGCACGCAUUGUCUGGAUCCAGUCAGGUGUGUAGUGUGAGAGUGUUAGUCGCAUGCUUCUGCGAUAUGCGUUACGUUUUACAGUGAAAAGAGUGUUUCCAGAAUGAUUCUACCAAACAUUGCAAGUUUUUUCUGGGUAUUCCAACGCGCCUCUCGCCCCGAAAAAGUUGGGCGUAGUUUUUCAUAUGUUUUGCAACAUUUGUUGUAAAUAGUGCAAGCCACAGAAAUGACAAAAUAAUACACUCUAUGUAUUAAAUUAAAACAGUAGUAGAUCCACAGUUGUAACAAUUUUGAUUUGAUAUUUUCAUAUUUGAUAUUUUGAUUAUUCUUACUACUAAAUUAGUAAAAUUACUAAUAUUAUGAUCUCAGAUGCCGCCAUGCAGCAACACCCUCCCCCAGAUAUUUAUCCCCCCCCCGAACGAAAAUAUGAAAAUCCGUCUCUAGUUUUGGGUAACUUUAUGUUCCUGCUUAAAUUUCCUGGUUAAUUUAACCACAACUUAUCAUAGCCUUGACUAAUUUAACAUGCAGGAAUCCUGAUUAACACCUGCCAUCGCUUGAAACAAGGAAAAUAUCACAAAUUUCGUAGUUAAAAAAUCACUUCGGAUAUAUUUUCUAACUUUAUAAAUAGUUUUAGGUGGGAAAGGUUUGAAAGUACUAAAUUUCAUGAAUAAACGGUUAUUUAAUCGAAAUUUCGUUUGUAAAUGUACUUGUGGGAUCCAAUUUGCUCGACAAAUGUCAUAAUGUGAAAUAUUCCAAUUUUACGUACUAUUUUAAUACAACAUGAGCGGCCGUGUUGUGUAACGGAUAUACAAAGUCGAGCCGACGAAUGGCUUGUAAAACGUUUUGGGAUGAGAACAGUCGUAUUCUUCGACAUUUUAAAAUAAAUGAAUGAUAUUUGGUGAGGAAAUUGAACUUAAAGUUUAUGUAUAAAGCAUGAUUCUGUAUCAGAUACACAAACUCCUUGCGCGCUCCUGGUUUCUUUUACGUUUCAUCAAUUAUUAAUGAGUUUCAGAAAUAAAAUUUCACAUGUGGAAUGAUAUGUGCAUUUUCCGUAAGGGAUUAUCUGCCAUUUUAGAAAGUCCAAUUCAAAAUUGCCUUUGCACCUUUCUGUAUAACUGUCUACUUAAAUUUAUCUUGCAUGAUAUAUAUGCAUGCAUACAUGUAUGGUUACAUACUGUAUAAUAAGAGUAUAUUGGUGGGCUGCCUGUGGUAUGAGACUAGGAUAUAUGUUAAAAUAAAGUUUAAAGCUAGGAUUUUGUUUGUAAGGAUAAGAAAUAGUUGGAAUUAACCCGAAAAUCUGAGUUCAUAUACGCGUACCUUUACUUGUACCAAUUGAUAGCACGGUAAUAUAUAACAUGCAUGCCAUUUGUUAAAAUUUUAUACUUUUCCAUUAACUUUCAGAGUACGAGUUCCAUUGUCCAACUUUCCUGAAUUUAGCAAGGCAUUUGAAUGCCCACUGCCGAACAAUACUUGCACGCUUUGGUAGACAGGUGUUUACUUAGUUAUAUAUUGAUAUAGUUAACAGAAAAUAAGUAUGGUCAGGAAGUACUGAUGAACUGCAACAUAAUUCCACGUUGAUAAAAAAAAAUACUUAAAGUCCAUUUGAAACAGUGCUUAUGCACGUUGUUUUUAAUGCAGAAUGCAAGUGGAAAAUUUGGUUUAGCUUCAAAUGUGAUAACUAAUGUCUAAUCUGUUUCAAAUGAUAUAAUUGUAACAUUUUGUCUGAAGCGGUUUGAAGUCAUGCCUAUAAUGGCCUCACAAUUUUGGCCGCCGUGUUUUUAGUCAUAUUUGCCCGAUAUGUUUCGGUAUAUCGGUACAUCUUUCGUAGUCCUAGUACUUCCAAACAUUGUUUUCUAUUAACUGACUGAGCGAGCUUUCAUUCUGUACUGAUAUAGUUUGGUUUUAAAUAUAUGUGAAUGUAAUUCUAUUUCUCGCUGUUAUAGUUUACAUAUGUAGUAAGAUAUAUUGCUUUUAUCCACAAUGGAUAUUCGUGCAAUUAAGUUUCAUAUCCAGAUCUUGUUGUAACCGCUUCUUGGAUAAUAAAAUGACCAGAU
This is a messenger RNA of Paramuricea clavata, 11269 nucleotides long. The record is from the annotation of a GenBank genome assembly. NCBI's taxonomy places the organism in Eukaryota, Metazoa, Cnidaria, Anthozoa, Malacalcyonacea, Plexauridae.